Molecule: messenger RNA, 984 nt
Organism: Styela clava
Lineage: Eukaryota; Metazoa; Chordata; Ascidiacea; Stolidobranchia; Styelidae
Product: cilia- and flagella-associated protein 90-like
Source: RefSeq, a predicted model, not a curated record
GCUAAUAUUAUCAAAAGUUACCUUGGCAACUAAUAAAAUGGAAUGUGCAGUUUAUUCAUACACUAUAUGGUCGCAUAAUAAUGAACAUUCUUGCAAAGAUGGAUACGGAUUUACAGUAAGAUAUCUUUUUGUGAAUAAACGACGCCGAUCACACUCACUUCAAUUCACAAGUGGAAUGUAAACAAAAGAAGAAUUGUACACAGGCAAUACCUUUUGUUAAGCACCGAAGCGUGAAGGUACAUCUGGUAUACGGUCCUUAGUUACAGGUACAGGGAGGGAACCGCGAAAGUGACAGCCAUAAAAAUCUAGUGAGGGCCCAGUCAAAAUGGAGGAAGAGGAAAUUGAUAUCACGAAAGUUGUAGUUCAAAAAGGGGUUUUACCUCUUUCAGCCCAAAGUGCAUUUUCUGCAAUACCGACCAGCAGGCACGAGUCACGUCAACUGACUUAUUUCAACAACGAGAAAAUAGAACGAAGCAACUCCAUUUAUGAUAGACUUUUCAAAGCAGAAAGAUCAUAUAACAACAAACUGCACAGAGACGACAGAGAGCAUGCGAAAAGCAGAGGAUUGACAGUAAAUAAUGAGGAAUUCAACAAGCCAUUCCCGAGUCUGAUGUCUACGGCAUACGGUCAUAGACUCAAAUAUGCCGUGGAUCACCCUGAUCGAGCACACGUCAGAAUAAUAAAGACCAGAGAAUUCUUGCGGAACAACGGAAUUGUCAGUUCUGCGGAAGCUGGCUAUGGAAACGUUGUUCCAACAUGAAAUUACUGUGCACAUAUAUUUUAAAGUUGAUUUAUUAUUUUAAAAUUUAAUUUAAUUUUUGUAUAUAUAUUCACAUAAAUGCCAAUCUAUAUUCACGGUAGAAAUAUAAAAAAAAAACAUAAUGAAGCUUUUGAGAAUAAGCCUUUUUCAUUUCUCCAAAUACGUUUCUACUUUUGUACACAAGUCGCUCAGGAAAAGUUCAACGUCGUGCAAGCAGAUUUCAA